CGCUGGCUUAAGGAACAGUCCUAUUGAUUAAUCGUAUUUUGUUUAGUGUGCCACAACCUUACCAAGCCAAUAAGGAUAGGUAUGUUUUUCUGCGGCAGAAAGGAGAGAGUAUAGAGUAACAAUUGAGUGUAUAAGAUGUAAAUUACUACAAAAUCUACAACGAUGAACAAAGAAAAACAAGAAAGACGGUUUUCUUCGCAAGAACUACAUCAAUAUCGUGAGCGGUUAAUAAAACAAAAAGAAUUUCUAACCGAGAUAUUAUCUAAAAUUGAGGAACAAAUAGCGGCACUGCAGGUUGAACGAUUGCACUUGAGGAAAACUCUGCUCGGAACAGAAUGUACAAAUCAAGAAAUAUCGCCAAAUUCAUCACAAAGAAAUAACAAAAUAAAGACUGAGCCUGUAAUGAAUGAUACUAAUCUACAAGAUUUAAGCGAACAACAGUUAGACUUAUCUGUACCAACAUCGUUAAAUCUUUUUGAAGAGGAGAUUGAAGAUGACGAAAUAUCUGAGGACGAAAGAAUAAUAGUGAAGAAACUUAAUCUUUUGGAUUAUUAAAUAAAUUAAUACUAUUAUUGUGUUGAUUAAUGCUAUAAUAAAACUGAACAUCAACAUCUAGAUUUAUAGACCUUGUUGGAAUGAUAUUAAUAUCAAUUUGUAUAUACAAGGGUGUCAAAAUAAACUUGCAGUAAUUGCACUA
Harpegnathos saltator (Jerdon's jumping ant) is the source of this 697-nucleotide messenger RNA. RefSeq lists its product as uncharacterized. The record is from RefSeq and is a predicted model, not a curated record. The transcript is spliced from 2 exons. Bases 163 to 555 code for a protein of 130 amino acids. Lineage: Eukaryota; Metazoa; Arthropoda; Insecta; Hymenoptera; Formicidae. Gene Ontology annotation, biological process: transcription by RNA polymerase II; transcription initiation at RNA polymerase III promoter. Gene Ontology annotation, cellular component: nucleus.